Messenger RNA from Acanthosepion pharaonis, 567 nucleotides. The record is from the annotation of a GenBank genome assembly. Lineage: Eukaryota; Metazoa; Mollusca; Cephalopoda; Sepiida; Sepiidae.
AUGUUUCUCUGUUUUUCUUCUUCCUUCUUUUCUUUUUCUUCUUCUUUGACCCAACGCCCACAUUACGCUGAAACCCCAGUGAAAGACAAUUGUUACGGUUCCUGUUCUUUUUCCGCUUCUUCUUCUUCUUCUUCUUCUUCUUCUUCUUCUUCUUCUUCUCCUUCUUAUUCUUUUCCCUCUUCUUCUUCUUUUUCCUCUUAUUUUUCUUCUUUUUUAUCUUUUUUUCCUCCUCCUCCUCCCCUUCUUCUUUUUACGCUUCUUCUUUUUUCCUUUAAUUCUUCUUCUUCUUUUUCUUCUUCAUUUUACGCGUCUUCUCCUUCCGCUUCUCCUUUUCCCUCCUUUUCUUUCUUCUUCUUCUUUUUCUUUCUUCCUUUCAUUCUUUCUUUCUUUCUUUCUUUCUUUCUUUCUUUCUUUCUCCUCUUUUUUCUUUUUCAUUUUCUACUUCUUCUUCUUCCUCCUCCUCUACUUUUUCUUUUUUUCUUUUUCUUGUUCCUCCUCCUCUUCUUCUUUUUUUCUCUUUCUUCUUCAUUUUCUACUUCUUCUUGUAAAUGUUUUUGGGAUUUCUAA